AUGGCGGGCGGGCGGGUUGGACGAGCCGUACACACGUGGCUGCCACAUCUUUUGUUGGCCGUGUCGCUGCUGCCCUCCCAACAACACGCCUCUCAAUUGGCCAGGAAGCUUCCUCCGAUGGAGGUUUCGAUCUUGGGCCCGUGCUGCUGGAUCCGUUGGCUAGCACCAAGGUUAUAUGGCCAUUGCCCGCCUCGGACAAAACCCUCUAGAUCCUUCCUCCAAACUCACCAGUUCGUCUAUCCCGCGUCCAUGUCCCUUGAUAGACACUGGAGUAGAGCGAGUGAUGCAGAGCUUGACUCGAGCUUUGUCCGCGUCACCGCUGGCCAGCGCCUUGGCGUCAGGAGGUGUUCAGACCUUACAGUACUACGCAUUCUCCGAAACCCGCAUCCUAAAAGAAAGCAAGCAUACCCCGGACAGACCAACGCCGGCUCAGCUCAGCUUCGGCUCCAGCUGCUUCACCAGGCGGGUCCCUACCAGUUUUUGACGCGCGCCCGUCCGCGGCUGGCCACAAGAUCCGGCCGGUCCAGCGUCUGA
Molecule: messenger RNA, 534 nt
Organism: Lasiosphaeria miniovina
Lineage: Eukaryota; Fungi; Ascomycota; Sordariomycetes; Sordariales; Lasiosphaeriaceae
Exons: 5
Coding region: 1-534 (177 amino acids)
Source: RefSeq, a predicted model, not a curated record